UUUCUCUACACUACAGGAAACUGAAUGUGUGGGUUCUUUGAAAGGAAACCACUCAAGGAAUUCAGUCAUCCAGUGACUUCAUUCCCUCAAAAGCCCUGACUCUGAUCAGUAUCCUUUGCACCCUUGACCACAGCGAGGUGGGGAAGUCUUUUGCUAAGUCAGCACUGUUGCAGUGGUCCUAACAUAGUGGUGUACAGGAGUGUUUAAUGAUGGUAUAAAAACCAGAGAAGGAUUGCAAUUGUUAUUCCCUUCGAGGAACAUUGUUCUCAGUGAAGCUUCCCUCUGCUGUACAUGUAUCUCUACCCCACGAAGCUUUUGUAAGGCCAGUGGUGCAGUUUUGGUUGUUUGGUCUUCAGUUGGAACUUACCCUGAUUUGAUUGAGCCAGCACUAUGCAAAUCUCUCCUACCGACCCCAUUGUCAAGUUCUCUCUAACAGGUUUGGCUGCUGUGGUCGCCCUGUGGCUUGUCUUUGGCUAUGCUGCAUCAUUCAUCAGCGCUUUCCUGGGUUUCCUGUAUCCAGCCUAUGCCAGUGUGAAGGCCAUCGAGAGCGUUCGCACUGAAGAUGACACCCAGUGGCUGACCUACUGGGUGGUAUACAGCGCCUUUGGUAUGGUGGAGUUCUUCACUGACAUCUUCCUGUCAUGGUUUCCCUUCUACUACCUAGCCAAGAUGCUGUUUCUUGGUUGGUGCAUGGCCCCCAUCUCUUCCAACGGAUCCCAGUUCAUCUACAAUCGCUUCAUCAAGCCCUUCGUCCUGAAACACCAGAAACAGAUGGACGAAGCCCUGGAAAAAAUGGGCGAGGUGGCCAGCUCCACUCUCAGUGAAGUUUUCAAAGGUGUCGACCAAGCCCAACAGUUGGCCCAGGAGAAGGCAGCAGAGGCAGCAGCCGAACAGGUCAAGAAGUCCAUGAGCGGCGACGCCACCAAGCAGGACUAAUUGAGAGGCUGCCCUUGCAGCAACAGCAGCAUCAGCAGCGUGUCAGCAUGCCUGCCAGUAAGCAAAAAUGCCGCAUGGUUGGGGGGUGAGGGUCGGCAUGGAAAGGAGGGUUAAAUGUAAAAUUAAUAUUGUGUGGCCAGUCAUUCCCAGCAUGCAUUGGGGACAGUCCACCACACCAUCUUGAGAUUCCAGAAAUGCACCAGUUGAUGCUAGAACCCAUUCAGCUCAACAGAAUUCAAUCGUCUCUGAAGCGGGGCGGAAAGAGUUUCUAAAAUACAUGUAUCUUGAUCCUUCCAUUCAUGAGCACAGUGUCAUAACUACAUGUACCGUUAAAUGCAUGCUGGGAACUUCAACACACGGUGGGUCAGUUGUUGUAAGAAACGAGUGAAUAGGGUACAAUGCUUUCAGCGAUAGGUGAAAUGGUUAUUAAAAAAGUGAUUUAAAAAGUAGAAGAAUCACGUGAGCAAUUUCUUGUUUGAAUGAAAUGUCUCGUUCUUUAAAAAUCCAAAGUAACUUUUAAUAAGUGGAUAUAUACAUGUGUACUCUGUAUGGCGUAAGUGAUAUCAAGUUUGUACAUGUAUAGCAGAUUUGAUUUGCAAAAUUGAAGUCAAAUGAGUGUUAAGUGGUGGGGUGAGAUUUGGUUUUUUUUUUGUUCUUUUUCUGAUUUUGAUCAUUUUGAUUCAUUGGUGUUGGUGGUUUAACUCAAUAGGCAGGUACAUGUAUCAGCGCAGCAUUUUCAUACAUGUAGUUAUAGUACAACAGGAUCUGUAUGGAGGUCUCUUGCUACCCGGUAGUUGAUAUAUAGCGUCGGUUCUCAGUCGUGCUUUUGUGAAAUAGAAGCCUAUUUAAACAAAACUGUGUUAAACAGUCACAACCCGUUGUAGUCUUAAAUAGACCUCUGUACUGAUGAUGGCACAUUUCGUCAAAUGGGUGUGCUUUCCCUAUGGUGCUCAGUGGACCAUGAGCUACUGAUGGCUAAAUAUGAAAGUGCACAUGUAGGCUGAGUGGGACGUCGUCAGGACAUAUGCCUGUUGGCAGUUUCACUGCUUACUAGUCGAGCGACCCGACUAAAUAGAUGAUAUAUGUAGCAUUAGGAAUUGACAGUGGUUCUAGUCGAUUGCAAAAGAAUUGGAUCUGGUUGAUCUUCAGUGUUUUCUAAUUGAGCAUAAAAUGUUUAUUUAAGCAGUCUCAAAGUGGCCGUGGGUAAAUAUUCCAUAAAUUUAUAAGCCGGAAGACUCCCCAGUGUUUGCUAAAUUGGUUGGUCAAUAUUAAUUGUCCUAAAAUACCUACUGAAAAAAACAAUCUUCACUGGAUUUCAGGAUCGAAUGGUUGGCCAAUGGAUUGAAAUGUCUGUGCUCAGAAUUUUUAUGUAUUUGCCUUGUUUCAGCAGUGGUUGUAUUUAUUCAAUGAGGCGUGCAAAAUUAGAACGUUUGUCUGUAUCACAUAUGACUUCCAUUGGAGCCCUGUUGCUGGCAUUAUAGAUGCGUAGCCACACUAGUUGUUACAGAUACAAGUCUGGUGUUCUCCCUGUUUGUAUCUUAAAUUGUUAGUUUAAAAGCCCCACGAAUACUGUAUUUAAAUGUCAUAGCUGUACAAUUUCAAUGAAGUGUUUAGUGAGUUUUCGAUGUACACAUCAA
Messenger RNA from Acanthaster planci (crown-of-thorns starfish), 2573 nucleotides. Its product is annotated as receptor expression-enhancing protein 5-like. Lineage: Eukaryota; Metazoa; Echinodermata; Asteroidea; Valvatida; Acanthasteridae. The record is from RefSeq and is a predicted model, not a curated record.